Molecule: messenger RNA, 1197 nt
Organism: Purpureocillium lilacinum
Lineage: Eukaryota; Fungi; Ascomycota; Sordariomycetes; Hypocreales; Ophiocordycipitaceae
Molecular function (GO): oxidoreductase activity
Source: RefSeq, a predicted model, not a curated record
AUGGCAGCGCCCAAGGACCUCAAGCCCGUGAUCCGGCAGUCGGACCCCAUCGACAUGUCCAAGGGCUACGACCCGUCCACCCUCAGCGGCAAGGUCGUGCUCAUCACGGGCGGCGCCAACGGCCUGGGCGCCAGCAUGGUCCGCGCCUGGGCCGCGCACGGCGCGCACGUCUUCAUCGGGGACGUUGACGACGCCGCGGGCGAGGCCCUCGUUGCGAAGCUGCGCGCCGCGCACCCGGCGCAGACGUUUCACUACCAGCACUGCGACGUGACCGACUGGGACGAGCAGGUCGCGCUGUUCGAGGCGGCCGCCCGGCUGAGCCCUGUUCGUCGCGGGCCCGGAGCGAGAUCAGGCGGAGAGUCAGGAGGCGCUCGAGGAGCAGGAGAAACGAGAGGAGGCGAGAUCGACGUGGUGGUCCCCAACGCGGGCAUCAUCAACGCCGGCGAGAGCUACAGGUUCGAGAACCCGCGCCCGGACGCCGCCACGGGAAGGAUCCCCAAGCCGGACACGCGGACCCUCGAGGUCAACAUUGUGGGCGUCACGUACACGACCCACCUGGCGCUGCAUUACCUCUCGCUCGGCGGCAGCGACGGCGACAGGAGAAGCAGCAGCAGCAGUGGUGGUGGUGGUGGUCGGGACAAGUGCCUCCUGCUCAUCGGAUCCGUCGCCUCCAUCAGCCCCUUCGCCGGCCAGACGCACUACACCAUGUCCAAGCACGCCGUCGCGGGCCUCUUCCGCACCCUACGCGCGACGGCCUUCCUCCGCGGCCCAGACGGCGGGCCCGACGGCAGAACGCUGCGCGUCAACAUGCUCGCGCCGUACUACGUCGCCGGCAGCCGCAUGCUCCCCGCCGUGGCCGAGGCGGCGCUCCUCAGCGGCGGGGCCGGCGCCGCCUCCAUCCCGGACGUCGUCGACGCCGCCACCCGGCUCGUCGCCGACGAAUCCAUCGCCGGCCGCGCCCUGCUCGUGGGGCCGCCCCUGCGCGACGGCCUGCCCGGCGAGGUGCCCGUCAGGGAGGGCGAAGGCGGCGGCGGCGCGGACGGCAAGGGCAGGGCAGCAUGGGAGUGCUAUGCGGGCGACUAUGACGAGGUAGAGACGUUCACGUAUCGCUACGUGCGGGCGCUGGCUGCGGCGGCGAGGGUGCGCAGCUCGCUGGCGUGGAUAGCCGACGUGUGGAACAUGCUCUUCAGGCGAUAG